AUGACAACGAACUGUCUAUCUACAUCCACCCUUGAUGUCGAAGUUCUAGCAAGCAUCUGCCAGUCCGUCGCCGAAUUUCUUCGGCGUUGCGGCUUGCAAUAUAAGAAUAUCACACUUGACGAAGCGCGGUACUCCGAAUGCUCUCAGGAGGCCAUCAAGCGCGGCUAUCCGAUGGACGACAUUCUCCCAUACAUGGCCAUUGGGGUGGCCAUGAUGUCCAACGCUUACGACCACCUCCCCGACCCCGCAACUCAGAUGUGGAUGUGCUUAUUUACUGCCGUGGGCACCUGCAUCGACGACAUGAUGCUUAAGGAGGAAUAUAUAGUGCAUAUGUAUCGUUUCACCGAACGGUUCGUGAAUUGCCAACCGCAGGGGCAUCCAGUUAUGAAUGCCUAUGACGAGCUCUUGCGGGAGGUCGCUUGCCAUUAUUCUGCACCAGCGUCAAAUUUUAUCGUUACGUCCGCACUCGACUGUUUGUCUUCCACUUUACUUGACAACGAGACCAAAGAUAUGCCGAUCUCACGGAAGACUCCCUCGUACCCCGAGUAUUCUAGGAUGCUAUCAGGCAUGCCCUAUGCAUACGCAUACUCCGUUUUCCCUCCCACAAUCCCGCUUCGGGAAUACGUUCAAUGCAUGCCGGAUUUGGCUAUAGUCUUAAACCACACAAAUGAUAUAUUGUCAUACUACAAAGAGGAGAUUGAAGGCGACUCCGCAAACUACCUGUCGCUCAUGGCAGCUUCUCGCAGUCUUACCAAACAGGACGCGCUCGACGAACUCAUCGAGAAAACUGUGCAAGCACAUCAUAAUAUCCUUGAAUUCCUGAGACCGCGUCCUGAGGCAUAUGACGCCUAUAUCGCGUUUUUCGAUGGAUUUAUCAAAACCCAUAUUAUCGUAGGAAGGUACAAGCUGGAGGAGGUCAUGUCAGAGAGGUCGUCUUCUUGA
This is a messenger RNA of Suillus bovinus, 942 nucleotides long. Its product is annotated as isoprenoid synthase domain-containing protein. The transcript is spliced from 4 exons. The coding region runs from base 1 to 942 and encodes 313 amino acids. NCBI's taxonomy places the organism in Eukaryota, Fungi, Basidiomycota, Agaricomycetes, Boletales, Suillaceae. Gene Ontology annotation, molecular function: carbon-oxygen lyase activity, acting on phosphates. The record is from RefSeq and is a predicted model, not a curated record.